AAUAAGGUCCGGGAGAAGUGUCACUAGCCUUGAGCGGGACCCCAUAGCCCGUUGUCUCCGCGCCCGCGGCCUGUCCCCGCCGCCUGGCGGGCUAGGGCAGGGGAAAUGUGGCAGGAGGAGUCGGAUCUGUCUCUCAGUAUCGCUCAGAUAGUCCAAAAACUCAAGGGCUCCAGUUUGUACUCUCAGCUGGAACGUCAGGCCUGGGCCAGUCUUCAGAGAACUGAUAUUAAACUUGAAUCUCUAAAAGAAGAUAUCAAGAGAUUCUUUAAAACAUCAGGUUGGGAGAAGAAACUUCAGAAUGCUGUUUAUAGUGAACUGAGUGUGUUUCCUCUACCUAGUCACCCUGCAGUACCUCCGGAACAUCUUAAAGAGCCUUUGGUAUACAUGAGGAAAGCACAGGGAAGUUGGGAAAAAAGGAUUUUGAAGAGUUUAAAUAGUAUGUGCACUGAACUGAGUAUCCCAUUGGCACGAAAGAGGCCAGUUGGAGAACAGAAAGAACUUCUCAAUAAAUGGAAUGAAAUGGGAACUGAUGAACCAGAUUUAAGCCAUUUCAGACCCGUUUAUGCACCUAAGGAUUUUCUUGAGGUAUUAAUUAAUCUUCGCAACCCAAAUUAUGAAAAUGGUGAUUCUCCUAGUUUCAGGACUCAUUUGGGUUUAAUCCAAAUUCCUCUGAAAGUAAAAGACAUCCCUGAAUUGAAAGAAUUAUUUGUAGAACUCGGCUUAACUACAGGACAACUAGGUAUAGAUGAUUCUACACAAGUGCCUCCUGAACUUUUUGAAAAUGAGCAUGUACGUAUUGGGCAAAAAGUUCUAGCAGAACAAGAUAGUGCUGCUGCUCAACAGUAUGUCAGACAAGGAAGCCCCACAGCACUGAGAGCUGAAUUAUGGGCUCUCAUUUUGAAUAUUUCCAGUCAACCUGAGGAUAUCUUGUAUUAUGAACAGCUUAAGACCAAUGUGAUACAACAUGACCUUUUGGUGGACAGUCUAAUUUAUAAAGAUGUGAAGUUGACGGCAAGCAAUGAUGAUUAUUAUUUUGUAUUUGAAGAUUAUUUAUAUCAGGUUUUACUUUGUUUUUCCCGGGAUACGUCUGUGUUGGGUCACUUUGCAUACAACAGUGCUUCACCACCAAGAUCAUACAUAAGAGGAAAACUAGGAAUAGAAGAAUAUGCUGUCUUUUACCCACCAAAUGGUGUAAUUCCUUUUCAUGGAUUUUCAAUGUAUGUUGCACCACUUUGUUUUCUAUACAAUGAACCUUCCAAAUUGUAUCAGAUAUUCCGUGAGAUGUAUGUGCGUUUUUUCUUCAGACUUCAUUCCAUCUCUUCUCAUCCUUCUGGUAUUGUGUCACUCUGUUUGCUAUUUGAGACUCUUCUUCAAACUUACCUCCCCCAACUCUUUUAUCAUCUACGAGAAAUUGGGGCUCAACCACUUCGAAUAUCAUUUAAAUGGAUGGUUCGAGCUUUCUCUGGAUACUUAGCUACAGAUCAACUCUUGCUUUUGUGGGAUAGAAUCCUAGGAUACAACUCUCUAGAAAUUCUUGCUGUCCUGGCAGCUGCCGUGUUUGCCUUCCGAGCAGUCAACCUGAUGGAGGUGACAUCACUGGCUGCAGCUGAAGCAGUUCUUGCUGACCUUUCUACUUUAAAAGUUAUGCCUCUUCUUCAGAUUUUUUUGUUUGCUACUGUCACCUGAUCUUCUUCAAGGUCACUGACAACACAUAAAGUUUUUCAUUAGAAGCUAAUCAUGAACUAUGCAAACUGCAUAAAACCAAAAUCCACUUCGUAUAUAAGCCAAUAAAGAUCAUGUUCCCUCCUCGGUUAAACAAACCUAAGUCAUUUUUUGCUUUUUUAAAAAAGAACUCAGCACACCAAAUAUUGCACUGCAUGCUGCUGAUUUUCAAGAGAGAAGCAAUAGACUGAACUUCUGGCGACUUGAGCGUCCUAUAGAUACAAUCCUGACCUGUAAAAAGCAUGCAACAACAUAUGCAAUAAGAACUAAAGAUGCUGUAAUAAACUUGAAGAGGUAAUGCAGCCUCUGGGACAAUUCUCUUAUGUCAGUUUGUAAAUUUAUCUCUAGAUAAUGUAUUGUUUUAUCUUAUAAAUUGCUCUUCACUAAAACCAGGGGUGGGGUAGGAUGUGGGAAGACUUGAAAAAGAUAACGCUUUUAAGUAGAAAUUCACAUGUGCUUUGGUGUUUUUAACAAUGUUUCUUUCCCCAGAGAUUUUCUAGAUCUCUCUCCACUUUAUUUCUCACUUAAUGUUUUGUACUAGGGGAGGUCAAAUACAGUUGUGUCCACCUGCCA
Molecule: messenger RNA, 2295 nt
Organism: Myotis lucifugus (little brown bat)
Lineage: Eukaryota; Metazoa; Chordata; Mammalia; Chiroptera; Vespertilionidae
Gene: TBC1D19
Product: TBC1 domain family member 19
Exons: 21
Coding region: 106-1686 (526 amino acids)
Source: RefSeq, a predicted model, not a curated record